GCGACGGGAUAUAAACACGGCCAUUUCCCCAGAUGUAGGUCACCUUUCAGUCACCACCUGUUUCUCCUCGUUCAGACCGGCCACCCCGCAGCACACCAUCUCCCCUGCGUUUACGUCAAUCCAUGGCAAGACUCUUGGCGGUGGCUUUGGCCUGCGCCGCCAGCCACAUCGCCACGGCAGCGGCAGGGCCCACAGGCACCAGCACAGGCUGUGAAACGCCCUACAUCCGCAAAGAAUGGCGAACCCUGUCAGACUUGCAACGCGGCCAGUACAUCGGCGCGGUCAAGUGCAUGAUGGAAAAGCCCGGCAGGGCACCGUUGGACGCCGUUCAGAACCGCUUCGAGGACUUUCUGGCAACGCACAUUGUGCAGGCCGACUCGGUACAUUUUGUGGGAAUUUUCUACCCAUACCACCGACUUCUUUUGGCAGAGUACGAGGAGGAACUGUGGGGAUGCGGUUGGGAUCGCGGUCUGGGCCAGCCGUACUGGGACUGGACCUUGGACACGGGGAGCAAAGAGUCUUUCCUGGCUUCCCCAAUAUUCGACGACGUCGCCGGCUUCGGAGGCAACGGCGUCUUCAUCCCCGGCAACCGAAGCCACCCCCAGCUUCCUGGUUUUAUCGGCGGCCCUCCCUUUGACAUCCCCGACAGAAGCGGCGGAGGCUGCCUCGACAGCGGCCCCUUCUCCGGCCUGUCCUCCCACCUCGGCCCCUGGAACAACACCGCCAAGCGCGAGGGGGUGCCCCCGCACUGCGUCCGGCGCGACCUCUCCUACGGCUCCCUCUCCGGCAUGUCCGGCCCCGCCCAGGUUGCCGCGGCGAUGCUGGAGCCCGACUACGGGCACUUCAGCGUCUUCUCGGAGCGCGACAGCUUCCACCCGGGGGGCCACUGGGCCCUAGGCGGCCUCUACGGCACCAUGACCGACAAGUACGCCUCCCCGGGGGACCCCGUGUUUUACUUCCACCAUUCCAACGUCGACAGGGCGUGGUGGUCGUGGCAGCAAAGAGAUCUGGAAAAGAGGGAGGGUGACAUAUCUGGGCCCCUGGUGGCGUUCGAUUACGGCAACGAGGUGGCGGGGAACGCGACGCUGGACACGUUGGUGUGGGUUGGUUUGGCUGCCGAGGACCGGAGGGAGCUCAAGGUCGCGGAGCUGAUGCACAUCCAGAAGGGCCCGUUCUGCUACAGUUACAGCGAGCUGUACUAGAAGGCUGCAAAACAGGAUAAAAAAUCAGCAAAAAAUUGCGAGAAGAUGCUUCGAGAAGCCAUGAGGUAGUGCAUUGCAGAUAAUCCAUGACAAGGCCUCCCAUCGAUUGACAAAACAAACACAAAUAAACCCCUAAAGGGCAUGGCCAAC
Gaeumannomyces tritici R3-111a-1 is the source of this 1352-nucleotide messenger RNA. RefSeq lists its product as hypothetical. Gene Ontology annotation, molecular function: oxidoreductase activity. The record is from RefSeq and is a predicted model, not a curated record. The transcript is spliced from 5 exons. NCBI's taxonomy places the organism in Eukaryota, Fungi, Ascomycota, Sordariomycetes, Magnaporthales, Magnaporthaceae. Bases 123 to 1202 code for a protein of 359 amino acids.